AUGUCGGAGGCGAAAGAUCUGCUGAUCGCGCAGAUAGACACGAUCGCUCAGCUAAAAGAACUCCACGUCAAGUUGCUGCAAUCUACUACGCCCGAGAAAAAGAAGACUUUGGCAUACUUCGUCGAUGAGAAAUUUUUGGUCGCUGAGGAAGCUUACUACGAGACGGCCGACGUCCUUCGUGAUGCGAUAAGUAGAUUAACAGUUGUUACGCCGCCUCCGCUCGAUCGAAGUACUGAUUCCUCCUUUCGCGAUAGUAAUAAUAAUUUUCAGUUGCCGCGGAUUUCGUUGCCGAAAUUUUCGGGAAAAUUUUCCGAUUGGGAGAAUUUUAAAAAUACGUUCGAGUCUCUCGUUGCAAAUAAUUAUGCACUUACUAAUACUCAGAAGUUUCAUUAUCUAAAAACGAGUGUCAUUGGAGACGCUGCGUUAGUAAUCAAUAAUUUAAAAAUUUCGGACGCGAAUUAUGAUUCCGCGUGGCGACUCUUAGUCGACGAAUACGACGACAAAUUAACUUUGAUUCAUUCGCAUUUACAUGCUUUUAUGAGCAUACCUGUCAUGAAUCGCGAGAGCGUGGCAGAAUUAAAAAAAUUGCGCGACACAGUGGCUGCAUCGCUUGCCGCGUUAAACAACAUGCAAAGACCUGUAGAUCAUUGGGAUGAUCUCCUGGUGUAUAUAAUAUCACAAAAAUUUAGUGCGAGAACACGCAGCGAGUGGAACUUGAGACGUUCCACUAUGAAUUCGAUUCCGUCUUAUAAAGACAUUCACGAUUUUCUCACAAUGCGCAUCCGCGGAUUGUCGGAUUUCACUGACAUUUCAAAAGAGAGCGGCAAUGUUAAAUAUGACAAGCAACGGUCGUCAGUUAAUAAUAUCGCAGUUCUAAAAUGUAUUUGCUGUUCGGGAAAUCACUUCAUUUCAAAGUGCAAGGAAUUUCGCCAAAAGUCAGCAGCGCAACGCAUGGAAAUUGCUCGUACAAAUAAAAUUUGUUUUAAUUGUUUGAAAUCGGGACACAUGUCGCCGAAAUGCAUAAGCAAACAGCGAUGCACCCAAUGUCGUCGUCCACAUCAUACAUUAUUGCAUUUCGCGAGUUAUCAAGGGCCGGACGUCAAUAAAAGUUCGACAUCAGAAAAGGCGAGCGUAUCGUCGAAAUCAAAAACCGACUCUUCGUGCGUUUCCGAUAACGCGGCCGUCGCUAACGUUCAAACGGUGAAACCGCCGGACGUCACGACUCCGACCGUGCUUCUCGCGACUGCGUGGGUUGACAUUCACACUGCCGAAGGCAGAUGUUUUAAAGUACGCGCCUUGCUAGAUCAAGGAUCGAAUUUCAGCUUCAUUUCGGAAGCAUUAAGUCAAACUAUUCGUACAAAAAAGGAAAGAACCGACUUGCAGAUUAAAGGUUUCGGCGAAAAGUAUACCGGCUCUGCAAAAUCUCGCGUGUCAUUGCGAUUGACGCCCUGCUCAAAAGCGAAUCCUGCGUUUCCUAUGACAGCAUAUGUCUUUCAAAAAAUUACCUCGUACGCUGCGUCACGGAUUCAGCCUGUCGACUCAUGGCCGCAUUUACGAAGUCUUUCGCUCGCGGAUCCGGAUCCGUCGAGCCAUCAUCAAAUUCAUCUGCUUAUCGGAGCAGACAUCUACGGUUCACUGUUGAGGCGCGAUUUGAGACAAGGUCCGCCCGGUACACCCACCGCUCAAUUAACCGCGUUUGGUUGGAUUCUCUCCGGCCCUACCGGAAGUAAAAAACGGGUCUCCGCGGAGACUGCCGUUUUAAAUUUCGUUUUGGCUCACCGAGACGUAAAUGCUCUUCUCCAGAAAUUCUGGGAAGACGAAGAGAUUUCGUCGACCACCCCCCUCACUGAAGAGGAAGAUAAAUGCGAACGACACUUCGUACAAACUCAUUGUCGUUCUCACGACGGUCGAUACAUUGUUCGACUGCCGUUCAGGGGAGAUCCGCCGAUCGACAUCGGGGAUUCUCUGCCAAUAGCGCGGUCUCUGUAUAACCGUAUGGAAAACCGAUUAAAAAAUCAAUCCGAUCUCUGCUCGCAAUAUAACGAAUUCCUCGCGGAAUACGAGUCACUCGGACAUAUGACUCAAGUCGAUGAGUCAGAAAAGACGGAGAAUUCGCCUGUCUACAUCCCGCAUCAUCCAGUGGUGCGGGAAGAUAGUCGCACCACGAAAUUACGCGUCGUGUUCAACGCCUCGUGCAAGACUCGAAACGGCACGACGUUGAACGAUCAUUUAUUCACCGGGCCGAAACUACAGCAAGAUCUUCCUGCCGUCUUGUCUCGAUGGCGAAAAUGGCGAUAUGUGUAUACGGCGGAUAUCGCAAAGAUGUUCCGCCAAAUUCGCGUGCAUCCUCAAGACGUCGAUUAUCAAAGGAUUCUUUGGCGUCCGACGGAUGACACUUCGAUAAAGCAUUUUCGACUGCUUACAGUGACAUACGGUAUGGCUCCGGCUCCGUAUCUCGCGAUGCGCGUUUUAAAGCAAUUGGCUCUCGACGACGGUGCUCAUUACCCCGCGGCGGUUCCUAUUUUAAAUGAAUCUAUCUACGUCGACGACACGUUGUUUGGAGCAGACGAUGUAAAUUCAUUAAAAGACACGCGUAUUCAAUUAAUCGAAUUAAUGAGAGGAGGAGGCUUCCAGCUUCGAAAAUGGGCGUCUAAUACAAGCGAGCUUCUCGACGAACUCUCGCUCGAUCAGCCGGAAGUCACUGAUCAUCUCGUAUUACAAGACGAAUCUUUAAAAGUCCUCGGACUCUCGUGGCUUCCUUCCGAAGAUUCAUUUCGUCUCGUCGUAAAUUCAAUAAACCCGAUUGAGCCCACCAAACGAUCAAUUCUUUCAUUCGUCGCGAAACUGUACGACCCGCUCGGUUGGGCCGCCCCGGUCGUAAUUAAAGCUAAAAUAUUUUUACAAGAACUGUGGAUGUUACAUUGCGAUUGGGACUCGCCCAUACCCGACGAAUUGAAACUUCGUGAAUUGACAAAAAUCAAAAUUCCGAGAUGGACCGGUCAAACUCCAGAUAAUUUAACACUCGAAAUUCACGGGUUUGCAGACGCGUCAACUCGGGCUUAUGCCGCUGUAGUUUAUUUGCGCGUCUUUCAUUCGCUUUCCGACUAUACGAUCAGUUUGAUCGCGGCUAAGACAAAGGUCGCCCCGGUAAAAACUGUUAGUAUUCCGAGACUUGAAUUAAAUGCCGUCGUACUUUUAAGUCGACUUGUUAAAUGGACAACAAAUUCGCUUAAUUUACGUCAAAUUCAGAUACAUUGUUGGACGGAUUCCACGAUUGCGUUGGCGUGGAUACGCCAGCAUCCAUCUAAGUGGACUACUUAUGUAGCCAACCGUGUAUCUGAAGUACAAAAUAAUCUACCGUCGGCUCGAUGGAAUUACGUAUCGUCAAAAGAAAAUCCUGCAGAUUGUACGUCACGCGGUCUUUCCGCGUCCGAAUUGCUUUCGCAUCCACUAUGGUGGACUGGACCACCCUGGCUCCAGAAGCAUUCUACGUCAUGGCCGAUUCAUGACGCCUCAGUUCCGCUAUCUUCCGAUGCAAUUCACAAGAUUGCAAUUGAAACUCGACAAUCUGCUGUCCUUCACGUAGAAAGUGUAGAAGAAUGGGAUUUAGUUUAUAAAUUCUCGAACUGGACGAAGCUCGUCCGCGUGACAGCUUACGUUCUUCGAUUUGUUUCUUUGCUCAAGAAACCAAGAAAAUUUUCUUGCGCCUCUCCGGCACUUAAUGCUGACGAGCUUAAUGAUGCCGAGACGUUUUGGUUGAAUUAUGUUCAGAAGAGAUCAUUCGACUCUGAAAUUGAUUCUUUAAGAAAAGAUAAAAGUAUCUCAAAAAAGAGCUCCUUGAGAACUUUUAGUCCUUUCCUCGGGGAAGAUGCAUUGCUCCGUCUCGGCGGGCGGUUGAAGAAUGCCGCUCUCGCCUAUGAUGAGCAACACCCCAUCAUUGUUCCACAGGGUCGAAUAGCAUCUCUGCUUAUAGCUCAUACACAUAAAAUUACUCUACAUGGAGGAGUCCAAUUAAUGCUCCGCACUCUUCGCCAAAGAUAUUGGCUUUUAGGAAGUCGAAACGCUGUAAAACGCCAUAUCCGUCAGUGUAUUGUUUGCACUCGUUAUUCCGUUAAGCAAUCAAAUCAACUCAUGAGUGAUCUGCCUUCGCCUCGUGUUAAUCAGUCUCCACCGUUCACUCACACGGGAGUUGAUUACGCCGGUCCCUUCCUCAUCACACCGUUCGUAGGAAGAGGACAGAAGGCGAGAAAAAAUUGGGUAGUCUUGUUCAUCUGUCUAGUAACCAAGGCUAUUCAUUUGGAGCUGGUUGAAGAUUGUUCAAGUGCUGGAUUUCUUUCCGCCUUUCGUAGGUUUGUUAGUCGCCGAGGUUUACCGAAAAGCCUUUAUAGCGACAACGGUACGAAUUUUCAGGGAGCGGACAAGGAAAUGAAGAGCACAUUCGAAGCUCUGAUGAAAGACCCGGCAUUGCACGACUGUCUUGCAAAUGAUCGCAUUGAGUGGAAGUUUAUUCCUUCUGCUGCUCCGCAUUUUGGUGGAUUGUGGGAAGCGGGCGUGAAAAGUUUCAAAUCGCGUCUCAAGAGAGUAGCCGGGUCGCGUACCCUGUCACAGGCUGAAUUCGCGACCCUCCUCUGUCAAAUAGAGGCGUGUUUAAACUCACGACCUAUCGCGGCGCUCAGCGACGACCCGAGCGAUUUGUCCGCGCUCACACCGGGUCAUUUUUUGAUCGGCCGACCGAUCAUCGCGGUACCGGAGGAAUCAGUACUCGCGAUAAACGCUAAUCGACUGCAGAGAUGGCAACUAAUCCAAGCGAUGACAGAGCAACUUUGGCGAACAUGGUCGCAAGAUUAUUUGCACUCUCUGCAACAGCGUCAAAAAUGGACGGAAAAAACUUCAUGUUUUCGCGUAGGCGAGUUAGCAUUGUUAAAGAACCCUUUGCUCCCUCCGAGUAAAUGGGAACUCGGACGAAGUCCGGUACGUUUUUCAUCAUAUCCGUGUUGGUUUACGGAGGAACUGAUAGAUCUCAUAAAGGCAGAAAAAGCUGCUCACCACCGCUAUAAAAAGUCUAAUCAGCUUUCAGACUACACAGAGUUCUCCGCGUUGCGAGCACAGUGUAAAGUGCUUACAUCUGAAUGUCUUGCGAAUUACACUCGGAAAGCGGAGUUUGAGAUUGUUAAUAAUCCAAGGUCAUUUUGGAAAUUUGUUAAAUCCACGGUGACGCCAAAUAGUAUACCGACAGUUAUACACCAAGAUGGUGAAUAUUUGGAUGAUUGUGUGGAUAUUGCGAACUGCUUUGCGGGUUUCUUUGAGUCAGUGUAUACGGUCUCCGAUGGUCAGGAGCGAGAAAUAUCAUAUGAAUAUGAUUUUUGUCUCUCGGGUCUCGAUAUUGCAAUAAGUGAAGUUUUUAAUGGCAUAAAAGCAAUUAGGGGGGAUACAUGCCCGGGCGUGGAUGGGAUACCACCGUUGUUUCUGAAAGCGUGCAAUUUUGUUAUGUCCAGAGUUCUAUGGCUUAUAUUUAACAAAUCUUUGGCGGACGGUAGGUUUCCAGGUGUAUGGAAACUGUCGACUGUCACGCCGGUGGCAAAGGGGUGUGAUAGAUCCGUGGUUACCAAUUAUAGACCUAUAAGUAAGCAAAAUAUUAUGCCGAAAAUAUUUAAAAAUAUAGUGACUGGUAAACUUGCAUUGUUGUUGAGGAACGUGAUCGUAGAUCAACAACACGGGUUUGUUGCAGGGAGAUCAGUAAUGACGAAUUUGCUGUUGUAUCACGAUUUUUUGAGCACUACAGUUGAGAGUGGCUCACAGGUGGAUGCCGUCUACACUAACUUCAGAAAAGCGUUCGACAGUGUUGACCAUACGCUGUUGCUUUGUAAACCGCGCGCGCUUGGCAUUGGGGGUCCGUUGUUGAAAUGGCGACGGAUGCUGAAGCUAAAGAGACAAGAGGAAAAUGACUCCAGGUAUAGCACAUUUAAGGAUACUAACAAUGAAUCCAUCGAUAAUCAGAAAUCGGCGAAAUUACUAUCCGAUACAAUGGAUUCGAAAUGCCAAAUGUGCAAUACCGAAUUCUGGUCAGAACCCAAAGAUCCAAAAAUAUUAAGCAUUGAUAUGGCUGCUGCAGUAGGAACUAUUACAGUAGGAAUUGGCUAUACCCAAUUGGAAGAGCUGUGUGCAGCUAUGAAUAUUUAA
Nylanderia fulva is the source of this 6180-nucleotide messenger RNA. Lineage: Eukaryota; Metazoa; Arthropoda; Insecta; Hymenoptera; Formicidae. The record is from RefSeq and is a predicted model, not a curated record.